Molecule: messenger RNA, 1522 nt
Organism: Xenopus laevis (African clawed frog)
Lineage: Eukaryota; Metazoa; Chordata; Amphibia; Anura; Pipidae
Gene: pagr1.L
Product: PAXIP1 associated glutamate-rich protein 1 L homeolog
Exons: 4
Coding region: 640-1314 (224 amino acids)
Biological process (GO): positive regulation of intracellular estrogen receptor signaling pathway; positive regulation of cell cycle G1/S phase transition
Cellular component (GO): MLL3/4 complex
Molecular function (GO): nuclear estrogen receptor binding
Source: RefSeq, a predicted model, not a curated record
CUGUUAUGUUGUGGGAGUUAAUUGGUUGAAAGUGCAGCACAUACUCGUCAGACCGUAAUUAGUUUAACUUUCUAUGGCAACCGAACGACCCUUUGUUUUAAACUCCAACAGUUGCCUAAUGCUGAUCUGAGCCUCGGUGUUAUUACCUCACCUAUGUGACUGGAGACACCGUGUUACUAAUAUUCCUUACGCCGUUACACUUGGACUGCUUCCCAAAACAAAGAUGUCCGCCGGCGCUUCUCCUUGCCUCCAUGUUACUCCCGUACAGGAAGUGAAGGUGAUGGCUCCCGAUCUUGUAACCCUUUCUGUCCCUGACACUUAGCGCUUGUGGGGCUCAGUAACACCGAGAGCAUUUUAUUUUGGAAUACGGACCAAGAACCUGAGGCUGCGGGGCGAGAGUGACGUCAGUGUUCCUUCCCGGCAUGCGCUGCGAAAACAUGGCGACUUCCCGUGGCGACAAUAUGAGCAGGAUUGGGCGCUAAAGUUACUUUCAUCUGAUCCCUGCGAGUCCAACUCUGACUGAAAACUUCCUCAUUGAAAGUGAGUUUGGCCCCACAGUCCCACGGGGUUUCCCAGUGCUGCUUUAGUUACCAGGGAAGAUAUUGUUUUGCCUGUCUGUGAAGGGUUUGUUUUAAUAUUAUGCAGGAAUCACGCGAGGAUGGGGAGGAGAAGGUGACUGCCGGCAUGGAGUCAUUGGCCGUAAAGGAAGGAGGAGAAGAGGAGGAAGAGGAAGAAGUGGAAGGACAGCAGAAAGCAGAAGAGGAAGAAGCAGAUGAACAACAAGAACAGGGGGAAGAGGAAGGGGAAGCAGAAGAGGAGGAAGGGGAAGACUGGUGUAUAGGUUGCAGUGAUGAGGAGGUUGAGGAACCUGAUGGGUGGAUUCCACCCCCUGAAGACAUUAAAAGACUUUAUGAGUUGUUGGCCAAAGAGGGAACGCUGCCUUUGCAAGUUGACAUGCUCCUCCGUCGACCUCCCACCCCUGAACCCGACUCUCUGGAUGAUGAAUCUGAUCAAGAGGGAGAGGAGGAAGAAGAUGAGCAAGAGACGCCAAACGUUCCCACUGAAUUUGAUUUUGAUGAUGAACCGGUCACCCCCAAAAAUUCGCUACUUGAUCGCCGGAGAACGCCAGGGAGCACCGGCCGCAGUCACAAGAGAGAGGCCCGACUGGACAAGGUUCUGUCCGACAUGAAGCGACACAAGAAGAUCGAGGAACAGAUCCUAAAGACUGGCCGUGACCUCUUCGACAUGGACCCCGACUCCGUUCCCACCCCAAAACGCUCUUCUGCCAUCUUCCCUCGUCAGCGGAAAUACUGAACUAAUGGGAAUUUGGGGGCAGGGGGCUUUUAAUGGAUGUUGUGCGCUGUAUUCCCAGUACCCGUGUGGCAGGAUAUGGAUUGGGAUGUAGCAGGAAGUGCCGGACCCUGUCCUGGACAGGAAGUGCCAGACUGUGGGCAUGUAAUGCUCAUGUGUUUGUAUUGGUUUCUCUUCCUUAUGUGUAUUUUAUUAUAAAAGACUUAAAAUA